CCACACCUGUGUAAAAACUGGAUCAAGACAUUCCCACAGCAAUUCAAUAAUACGGAGCCAUUAAAAACCGAUACGAUUCGAUUUAUGGCUAUAUAAAUUCAAAUGAUGUUUAGGACUGUGCACAAUUCUAUAGGCGCAUAUUACGGUGAAACAGUGUCUGUGCUAGAAUUAUGUAUCGGAUACUUGUUCUCUCAUUGUGCGUUACUGUCUGCUUUACGGCAUCUUUUAAAGGAAGAACUCUGCAUCAACCGGGAGAUGCUAUAAAUGUGAUAGUAACCGGUGCAAGCCUCUUUCAAGAUGGAGGGAGAGGAAAGAGGGAAGUGGGCAAAAUGCCAUUAAAAAUGGAUGUGGAAAUCUCCUCGAAGUAUGCAGUCUCCAAGUUUCGUCUCAAACGUAGUCCAUUGGUAGAUGCUUACGUUCUCGACAACGGACAAAAGACCCAAGUGAACUCGAUAUUGGACACCCAGGCUGUGUAUGAAGACCGAGAGAAAAGAGCUGCGUUUAUUAUUAGACGUUCGACAGCAAACGAUUAUCAUUUGGAGGGAAGUCUUAAUCAUGGUGGACAAAUGAUUAAUAUGGCGCCAGCUAGUCGUACUAAACGACACACUUCUGGUGAAAAUAUGCAUGAAGUUAUCUCCUCCGAUGCGUUUGAUAUUAACACCGAUUUCGUUCAUAGAGAGUUAAAAGACAGAGUAAAGAGGGGUGUUACAUUUUCAACUCAUUAUAUCGAAAUAACCUUCAUUGCUGACUGUGCGAUCUAUGCCAAGUAUUUAGCUGAAUAUGAAACAGAGGUGGCGGCUACACAAGCUAUGAUCCUUCAUUACACCUUUACAAGAACACAGAUACAAUGCAGAUUUGAGUCUCUCAAAGCCAGGACCUUGUACUUCCGAAUAAAUAUAGUUGUUACUGAGUUGAUCAUUAUUAUGGAUCGCACACAUUGUACCUUUACAGAGACGAUUAAAACUACUAAAGGCCAGGUUGAUGCGGACACAUCUUUAACUAAAUGUUCUGAUUGGCUUGGAUAUCCAGUCGGUAAUUAUACCUUCAGACCUACCGAUCACUAUAUGUUCUUCACUGGGUACGACUUGACUCUGAAUGGAGAUGUACGUUGUAUAGGUCAAUCUUAUUUCAAAGGUUUGUGUCAAGUAACAAAGCCGAAUAUCAAAUCUGUAUCCAUCGUUGAGAAUCACAUAUCAGCUUAUAUUACUGGACAUGCUGCUGCUCAGCAAAUUGGUUAUGUCAUUGGUGCAACGUAUGACGGAGAAGCUGGUGUAACUUGUACUAAUGAAAAUUACGUCAUGACUCGCUAUAUGGAAAUACCAACUGCAAACCAAUUAGAUGCUCAAAGAAGUUACGGAUUUUCGUCCUGUUCCAUUAACGCAAUGAAAAGAUUCUUGUUCGGAAGUCCUAUAUUGUGUACUCGAGAAAACAGAUACAGCGGUGACAGCGUUUUUGGGGUACAAAUACCUGGUCAAUUGCUUGAUGCCGAUGCACAGUGCCGUUUGGAAUUUGGCGAAUUGUCUUAUUUCUGUAGGGGAUCCUACAUGAAUGAAAUGAACUUCGAUAAGAUGUGUUAUCAAGGGUAUUGUUAUAAUCCCGUCAUAUACGCCUGCACUGCCAUUGUCUUCACUGAAUUCACUACAUGUGGUAACAGAAAGUGGUGUUUUAAAGGCAAGUGUAUUAGCAACCCAUCAGCACCAACAACCCCAGCUGUCGAUUGUCCACAAGGAAACAAACACGGUGAAACUUGUAGUCCUCAAAGUUGUGGAACAUAUCCACUAAAUCGUGUGAUGGAUUGCUGUGCAACAUGUAAGGAUACACCACGAAUAAAACCAACGACCAUAUCAACCACAUCAACCACAUUUUCACAUAGUACAUCCGAGGUUUCGUCGCCAAGUAUAUCCGACUUCACGUCGUUGAGUGCGUCACCGUCUAUUUCCCCUGCCGAUAGUCCAACACCAUCACCAACUACAAGUCCUACAACAUCACCUACUACAAGUCCUACAACAUCACCUACUACAAGUCCAACAACAUCACCAACUACAAGCCCGACAACAUCCCCAACUACAAGUGCUACAACAUCACCCACUACAAGUGCUACAACAUCACCUACUACUAGUCAUACUACAUCACCAACUACAAGUCCUACAACAUCACCCACUACCAGUCCUACAACAUCACCUACUACAAGUCCAACAACAUCACCAACUACAAGCCCGACAACAUCCCCAACUACAAGUCCGACAACAUCACCCACUACAAGUGCUACAACAUCACCUACUACUAGUCCUACUACAUCACCAACUACAAGUCCUACAACAUCACCCACUACCAGUCCUACUACAUCACCAACUACAAGUCCUACAACAUCACCCACUACCAGUCCUACAACAUCACCUACUACAAGUCCAACAACAUCACCAACUACAAGCCCGACAACAUCCCCAACUACAAGUCCGACAACACCACCCACUACAAGUGCUACAACAUCACCUACUACUAGUCCUACUACAUCACCAACUACAAGUCCUACAACAUCACCCACUACCAGUCCUACAACAUCACCCACUACAAGUCCUACUACAUCACAAACUACAAGUCCUACUACAUCACAAACUACGAGUCCUACUACAUCACAAACUACAAGUCCUACUACAUCACAAACUACGAGUCCUACUACAUCACCAACUACAAGUCCAACAACAUCGCCCACGACAAACCCAACGACAUACGGUACAACAUCAUCUACCACAAGUCCAACAACAUCACUCACCACAAGUCCUACAACAUCACCCACAACAUCGCCAACAACAUCACCCACUACAAGCCCGACAACAUCACCUACUACAACUCCUACUACAUCACCAACUACAAGUCCUACAACAUCACCCACUACCAGUCCUACAACAUCUCCUGCUACCAGUCCAGCAACAUCACCCACUACAAGUCCUACUACAUCACAAACUACAAGUCCUACUACAUCACAAACAACAUCGCCCACGACAAGCCCAACGACAUCACGUACAACAUCACCUUCCACAAGUCCAGCAACAUCACCUUCUACAUCACCCACAACAUCGCCAACAACAUCACCCACUACAGGUCCGACAACAACAUCACCUAUUACGAGCAUUCGUACAAAAGCCCCUAGAACAACCACGAAACCAAGUGUCACUCCAAGACAUAUCCCUACUAAAGGAGAAUUAAACGCCCGCAAGCACAUCCCGACUAAAGGUGAAUUAGCUGCCAGGGGAAACAUCCCGACAAAAGGACAGCUGGCUGCCAGGGGAAACAUCCCGACAAAAGGACAGCUGGCUGCCGGCAGAAGCAUCCCCAGAAAUAUCCCCACCAAAGGGCAAUUGUCAACGAAAUAUACACAAACGUGGUAAAUAUGUACGAUCAUAUAAAACCCAAUACUUCUAGUAGCAUCUGUUCAGAUGGUCAAUUUCGUCUACGUCUUUUUUUUUCUUUAAAGCAACGCCAAAUUUAGCAGUACCCAAACUAAGACCAAUUGGUAAGAUUUUGAUAUGGCAUCCCUUAUCCCUGCUGUCAAAUUUAAAACCUGUGAGAUUUUAUUCCAAAAUUAAAGCAGUAUAUAAAUGUUUUGAAAUUUCUUACUUUCCAUUCGUAUGCCCCCCCACCCACCCCACACACACAAUUAUGCAGUGAAAACUAUAUUCAAUUUGUUCAAUUCAGCAUUAUAGAUUCGUGUAUAUUCUAUGUAUUACUUUGUGUAUUACUCAAUUAAAAUAAUAUGUGACGUCAUCCUUUGAUGUUGGCGUACCAUUAUUUCAAAGAAUGGUACAGGCAAUGUCCCAAGCGCAUAUUAUCUAUACUAUUUGAUAUAUUGGACUCGCAUGACGAAUUUAAUUGAAAUGCACGUGCUGGAUAGUGUCUGUAUUUUAAGUUGGUUAAGUGUCUCGUGCAAGACAUUGCGUAAUAUAUAGAUAUAGCCCUCGUGUUUGCGCACUCGUGCAAUAUCAAUAUAAUAUUACUUAAUGUCUCGCACUCGACCAUUAAACCACAGUUCGAAUAUCAACAGUAUAAGUAUAUUCAAAGUAUAUAUUUCAUUUCAUUUGAUAACAACUACAUGUAGGUAAUAAUAUCCGUAUAUUAUUAUAUUCUGUUCAUUUUUGUUUUAUUCUUUUGUUUUGUAUAUCAUGUUUCGACUUAUCCGUAUGUUAUUUUACAGAUCAAUCUGAAUUCGACAUAGAGUAGGUUCGACAUAUCCAUAUAUCAUUAUAUUCUGUUCAUUUGUUUUCGACUUAUCCGUAUGUUAUUUUAAUGGUCAAUCUGAAUUCGAAAUAAAGUAGGUCCGACAUAUCCGUAUAUCAUUAUAUUCUGUUUAUUUUUGUUUUUAUAUUUUUGUUUUUAUAUCAUUUUUCGACUUAUCCGUAUGUUAUUUUACUGAUCUAUCUGAAUUCAAAAUAAAGGAUAACUACUAGA
Messenger RNA from Patella vulgata (common limpet), 4446 nucleotides. RefSeq names its product mucin-2-like. The transcript is spliced from 14 exons. Lineage: Eukaryota; Metazoa; Mollusca; Gastropoda; Patellidae. Gene Ontology annotation, molecular function: metalloendopeptidase activity. Gene Ontology annotation, biological process: proteolysis. The coding region runs from base 171 to 3389 and encodes 1072 amino acids. The record is from RefSeq and is a predicted model, not a curated record.